This is a messenger RNA of Gastrolobium bilobum, 1240 nucleotides long. RefSeq lists its product as uncharacterized. The transcript has 5 exons. NCBI's taxonomy places the organism in Eukaryota, Viridiplantae, Streptophyta, Magnoliopsida, Fabales, Fabaceae. The annotation marks the transcript as partial. The record is from RefSeq and is a predicted model, not a curated record.
AUGGUGAAUCCUAAGGAGCAUUGCAAAGCAAUCAUGACAAGAAGUGGGUUGGUGCUCCAACAGGUGAAAAAGAAUGUGGGGAAUAAGAAGAAUGAAGAGGAGGUUGUGGUUGAAGAUGUAGUCUCUGAUGAUGGAGUAGAAAAUGUGAAAGGAAAUGAAGAAAAAGAAACAGUGACGGAAGACAAGGAAGAAAAAAAGGUGGUAGUUGAAAAUGAUGUUAUGCCCAAGAAGAUAAUGAAGUGGGAGAAAAAGAAGAUGGCUGACAAGCAGGACCAGCCAGUCACUUUGUCUCCAUGUGCCAAAGCUUUGGAGAACAUGCCCCACUAUGCCAAAUUCAUGAAAGAUCUCCUUACUAAGAAGAGAAAACUGAAUGUUGGUGAAACAAUGGCCCUGACAGCAGAAUGUAGUGCCCUGAUUCAGAAGAAGCUUCCACCAAAAUUGCAAGAUCCAGGAAGUUUCAGCAUCUCUAUUGCUAUAGGAGAUGUGGAAGUGGAGAAGGCACUCUGUGAUUUGGGAGCCAGCAUAAAUCUGAUGCCAUUGACGGUAUGUAGAGCCUUGGGAAUCAACACCCUGAAGGAAACUAAUCUUAUCUUGCAUCUUGCAGAUAAAUCUAUUAAGAAGCCCGAAGGUGUGGUUGAAGAUGUUUUGGUAAAAGUAGACAAGUUUAUUUUUCCUGUAGAUUUUGUGAUACUUGAUAUGGAGGAAGAGGAUACUGAAAUGAAUAAAGAAGAAGACUUUUCAUUGGAGGAAGACAGAUUUAUUGAGGAGAAAUGUACAGAAAAUUGUCAAGAAGAACCGGUAGUGGAAGAGCUUGAAACGAAGAUAGAUGAUAUUCCAGUGGGAGCACCUAAGGUAGAGCUUAAAGAACUACCUUCAAAUCUGAAGUAUGUGUUCCUUGGGAAUGAUCAAACAUAUCCAGUAAUCAUCAAUGCAAUGUUAUCUGAGAGUGAAGAAGUGAAGUUGAUUAAGAUAGCUGUUGCCCCAGAUGAUCACGAGAAGACUGCAUUUACAUGUCCAUAUGGAAUUUUCGCAUACCGGAGGAUGCCUUUCGACUUCUGCAAUGCUCUUGCCACUUUUCAAAGAUGUCAAGACUGUAAUCUGGUUUUGAACUGGGAGAAAUGUCACUUCAUGGUGACUGAAGGAAUUGUUCUUGGGCACAAGGUGUCUAGAGCAGGAAUAGAAGUGGAUAGGGCAAAAAUAUCUGUGAUAGAGAAACUCCCUCCACCUGUUAAUGUCAAAG